GUGCGUGGAUGUAGGCGUUUGACCUUGCUGGACGUUCUUGCGGACCCCUCUCCUGAUGGUGUCAACCUGUUGAUCACUGAUGCUUCCGCAGUGGUGGCUCAUGGACUUAGGAGCUCCUUCAGCAGUUUGAUCCACCGUUUUCCAUUAUGUCAGGAUUCAGUUGCCAGCCAUAUUCAUCAGGAGGUGCACAGCUGGGCUCAGGCUGGAUUCACCGAUGCCUUGAUCCGCCAACGAGGCAUCUAUGCUCAGGUCUUCCAGCAGCAGACACCAGAUGGGACGGUUUCAUAUCGCCAUGUGCACCCGGUCGAAUUGGCCUUGCUGAACGGAAUGAUUCCACCACAUGCCUGGUUGGAGGGAGGUCCCAUCGAUCUGAGGUUGUGUUUGUGUGCAGUAGGCCAACUAGCCUCGCCUUUGCAAGCCAUUUGGGUCGGGGGUUGUGCCAUAACUCACAUGCAACAUGCAUUUGGCAUGCCAGUGAUCAAUCCUGCAGAGGUCCUUGCCACUUAUCGCAGGAAGUUGUUUCAGGUUGCCCAAGACCUUUUUCAUGUCAGUCUGCCUGCAUCGGUGGCUUUGAGCAAAGUAGAAAUUCACCAUCCCGAUGGCACUGUGGUUCAUGUCCAGGUUUCCGAAUCCACAACGCUAUCAGAGUUGCACAGGGCUGAGGUCGCUCUGACCAAACAAGACAUCCAGGGUCUCUGGUGUGAUGCCCACUCUGGUGAUUGCAUUGCCGAACAAGCACUGGUUGCAGGACGUUGCAUCCGAAUCCUUCCACAGGGACCAGAUCCGAGAUCGUCAUCUUCGGCUGACGCUGUUCCUUUUGAUUUGACAGAUGAUCUACUUGAUGCCAUUCCUUUGGAUUUUUCUGAUUUGGACGUGUUCAGCCAUGCUCCCGAAACAUCCGAGGCAGGGCUAGGUCUGCAUGUAGGUGAUGAUUCUCGGCAUGCCGUAGCUCCUGAUGCAUCCGAGGCUGGGUUGCCGGGUGUUUCUGAACACACCCCGAUUUGCCGCAUGACUGCAUCCGUUGCAUCCGAGGCAGGGGCGUCUGGUGUUGGUAUGUGUCCCUGUCCUGAACCAGCCUAUGCCAGAGUUGAGCACCCUGCUCUGCCGACCCCAUGUGAUGUGUUUAGAGCCGAUGUUGCCACAAGCUUACCCACUGACGCACUCCUGGGCUUGCGAAGUCUCACUGGAGAACACAUGGCCACCUUGAUUUUGCCGAUUGUCCGUGAUGGGCCCACAUGCCUGCACAUGCGUCAGCAAGCUGUGACAAGCAGCACCAGACUUGACUUGCUCCAUAAACAGCACAAAGCCAUGAGAGAUGAUGAGAUCAACUUGCAUGCUCAUGCAUGCCUUGCCAUUGCCAAUGACCCCAGCAUUGCGUAUCUAGAUCCGCUCCUAGCAUCAUCCUGGCUCAAGUUAGGUGUUGUUGCUGAGGUUCAAAACUGGCUUGCGCAGUAUCCCGAUGCCAAAAGGGUUGCCACUGUUGUGCACUUCCAAGAUCAUUGGAUGCCUGUGGUUUGGACCAAAGGCCUCACUGAAGUCCAAGUGUCAAUGUGGGAACAUGAUGACAUGGACAUUAGUGGUUUGUUCCCCUUGCAUGGUCUUGUAAGCCAAGCCUGGCAGCUGCCUCGUUUUGCCCUUGCUUGCACCAGGCGAUCGUUUGGCAGAGACUACUGUGGCACUGCUGCCGUUGCUCAUCUUGCUAGUCAACUGAUUGAUGCAGCGGUGCCACAGACUGAUGAACAACUGAAGGACUUGCACAGAGCUCUUCGUGCCACCUUUGCUGAAGCUGUUCACAAUUUGGGUGAAGUACCGAAACCGUGGUGUUGGGGAUUGGGAGUGCCAGCUUUAGAUGGCUCCCCACCUGAGCCUUCCCAUGUCGAGCAUGCAUCAUCUUCUUUGAAUUGCCCUGACGUAGAAGUGAUUUACCCUGAGUUGACGCAAUAUGAAGCCUUGUCUGCAGUGACUUGUGUUCAUGCCAGCAGUGCAGGCGUCCCAACAUCCGAGGCUGGGGCGUCUGUGUUAGAAGUAGGUUGGUGUCCUGUCCCGGUUUAUGACAAAGUCGAGUGCAAAGGUCUCUCACCCAUUACCGUUGCUCCAGCUGCUGCCGCCGCUGACCCGCCGAGAGAUGGGUGCGAGGAUUGUCCAUCCCCUUUGAGAAGCUGUACGUCCCAUACUUUGCCAAACAUGCCUCCAGCCAGCGAUCCCUGUGCAUGCCAGUGCCUGCACUUUCAAGCAGUACCCAGUCAUGAGCGACUUGAAUUGCUGAACAUGCAGCAAACAGCCAUGGGUGAUGAUGAGAUCCAUUUCCAUGCUAGUGCCUGCCUUGACGGGGUUUGCACCCCGCAUGAUGCUUAUCUUGACCCGCUGAUUGCGUCUGCUUGGGUGCGAAGUGGAAAUGUUGCUGAGGCUCAGACCUGGCUUGAACAACAUCCUGAGGUCACGCGAGUUGCCACGGUGGUGCAUCUCCACGAGCAUUGGAUUCCUAUGGUCUGGACCAAAGGCACCAAUGAUGUUCAAGUCUCCAUGUGGGAACAUGAUGCCAUUGACAUCCGAGGACUGCUCCGUUUGCAUGAUCUUAUGUGCCGUGCAUGGAAGAAGCCUCCAGGAGCCAUUGAUUGCCAAAGAAGGUCUUUUGGUCAUGCACACUGCGGUGCUGCUGCGGUAGCCUUCUUAGCCCACAAAUUGUUGCACACCAGCCUGCCGAACACGGCUGCACAACUGAGUGACUUUCAUGAGAAGCUCCGCACCGACUUUGCUGCUGCCAUCUAUGACCAGGUCUCCGUGCCUAUGCCUAGGUGUUGGGGCUGGGGAGCGCCUGAUGUUCAUAGCAUCACUGCAGAGCUUCUGCAAAAACAUGGAGUUCCCCACCAGUUAGCUAUGUCCAGAGCCAAGUUGAUUGUCCAAAGCAUUGGUAAGCAAGAUGUCCAAAAAGCUGUCACCGGUGUUUCACCCUGGAAGUCAUUGAAAGCAUUGGCCAACCAACAAAAGCCGGUUCUUCAGUUGGUGUUGCCUGAUGAAGUAGCCCAAAAGCCGCUUGCUAAGCAACCUGCUGCCAAAGGCUCCAAGCAGGCCAAACCGAUGACCAUGAUGCCCACACGCCCUGCAGACCUCGACCCCACCAAGCUGUUGCUGGAUGCAGGUGCAUUCCGUACUGGAGAAGAUGAGCCAUUGAAUCAGAUCCCAUCUGCCUCUUUAGGCCCCCUGGCUAAGGGUGUUGCUCUGAUGACGUUUGCAGAAGCUCAACCUUUCCUGCAGGCAGGCAAAAUCCUGACGCAUCAGGGUUUGGCAGUGAUUGUGACCAAUCCCCCCGCUGAAGUGCACACAGCCUUGCAAUGGUCCACCUUGCGAUUUGCCGUCCGCUGUGCCGUCAAUCAAGAACCAAUGCUGAUGACAGGUCUCUUAGUGCAACUUGGACACCAGGUGGUAUAUCAGUUCAAAGCCAAAGAUGCCUUAGCUGUACCCAAUGUUGAAGUUGCCUGCGCCCGAGUCACUGUCUUUCAAGACCAGCUUGACGCUCCAUGGGAGGAUUUCACGGUCAAACCCGUGAAGCACAUCCUUAGUGCACUGCCAUGCCUUCAGACGUGCCGCAAAGCUGACUGCACCUGCCCGCUCUGGCAUCCCCCGCCGGACCUGCCACAUGAAGCUCUGUUGGAUGUGUUCAAACGCCAGUAUUUCAACGAUGCGGGCCGGCCUGUGAAGUGGGAUAAGGCAUCUCACUUUGCUGUUAUGUUCCGAUAUGCCAAAGUCCUGGAAGGAGCUGUGUUGAGUGCAAGUGGCCUCAAAGGCCUUUAUGUGGAGCCCAAGACUGAGGAUGCAAUGAAGCCACAUCCUGAUUACCAGGUAGUCUGGUUGCCGCAACUCGACUAUGCAGCCGUUGCUCACUGGGCCAAAUGUGAGAUGCACUGCCUUGGCAUCGCUCGUGCGGGCAAGAGAUUUGGCAUUCGGGUCCAUGUGUCGCACUUUGCCGAAGUGUUUGCAAGCGUCAAACCUGAUGCAGUGUAUCUAGCCCCUGGCAGCCGGCUCACCUUUCAUUGUGGGCCUUGGCCUUAUGGCAGUGAUAGGAAAACACUGGCUCGCAUCCUCAAAGCCACCGGAUGGGAAUGCCGCCCAUUGCAACCUUUGCAUGGAGUUCCCGGGGGAUUGAUGUGGGCCAUCCAGGCCGUUGCUGCUCCACCAUCCAAUGUGCUGACCUUGUCGCAUGGCCAAGUGGUGAUCACUGGUCAAGAUACAAAGCCAGUUGCUCCUGACUCAGAUCAGGUGGUUGGGCCUGCCCAAACGGUCCAGUUAUGCAUGGCUGCGGAGACCAACCAGGACCCAUGGCUAACGCAUGAUCCAUGGCAGAAAGCCACGGCGUCUGUCCCGCCGAUGCCACUGGCUCCAUCCACAGCCAGUGCCUUGCAGGAGAUGGAAGACCGCCUGGAACAGAACAUCAUGGCGAAGUUGCCAGUGCAUCAUGAAAUGGAGGUGGACGACCAGGAUCAUCGCCUCCAACAACUGGAAUUGCAAUUCCAGCAACUUGCCAGCCGGCAGACUGCCUUGGAAUCAACGGUGAAUGAGCACCAUGUUCAGAGCACGGCCCAGGUGCAGACGCUCCAGCAACAGAUGAUGUGCCAAUUGGACAUGCAAUCCAAACAAAUGCAGACAAUGUUGACGGAUCAGAUGUCACGCAUUGAGCACAUCCUUGCCAAGAAACCCAGAACUGAGUGA
This is a messenger RNA of Cladocopium goreaui, 4707 nucleotides long. Lineage: Eukaryota; Dinophyceae; Suessiales; Symbiodiniaceae. The record is from the annotation of a GenBank genome assembly.